CGGCGCGCACCGGAGGACAGCGGCAGGGCUGGGUGGUGGUGGUGGAGGUGGUGGAAGAGAGAGAGAGAGAAAAGGAGACGCGCGGUUCCGGUUCGGUUCGGACAGAUGUCUCAGCCACGGAAACGGAAAUGGUUUCCGGAUCCAGCUCGAGGACAGCGCGAGGAAGAGGAGAGGGAGACUGCGUGCGCGACCGGCGCUCCUCCGGUGCGCGUGCGGACGGCGCGAGAGCGGGCGCGUGCCUGCGGAGAAGCGGCGGUGGAGGCGCGCGCGUGGGAGUAGGCACGCUCGCCGGGCUCGCGGUGCUGCUCGUGAUGCACGGCGCUCGCGCUCAACCCGAUGAAACAAACUAUGAAGCAUCUGGAUCAUCGGCCUCAUCUCCAGACCAAGCAACCCUGUCCACUUCUUCUCUAAAGCCAUCUGGUUUGCUCAUGGUUGAUGAGAAUCCCGCGCCUGUUAUUCGUUCUGACUCAACAAGUCGACAAAGGGACAUGAGCGAGAUGUCGCUAUCGAGCACAGUUGAGAAACCACGGAUCACUCUUCAUUUAGGCUCCACUGUGGAGAGUCCUGCUCAUUCAUCUGCAGAAGGUCCUAUUAAGAGAGCGGAGCCAUCUUUUAUGAUCCCUUCCACGGCUGUGGUGCACAUUAGAAACCAGUCCUCUACUUCAGAGAAGUCUACGCUGGACCAGGUGAUGUCUGCGCUUCCAUCCUUUGUCCUAACAUCUCAAGACUCCAGGCUUCAUGCAAAAGGAAAUGACUCUGGUUCCCCUUCAUCUCAAAUGAUAAGUCCUACAUUAACCAACAAAAAUGGAAACACCUCAGUCCAUUUAGAACUACUUACCCAGGAAUUACCAGUUGGCGAUUUCCCUCAACUCACCACAAUCACCACCACUACUGCCUCAACGACGACCACAACCACACAACAGACCAGCACAAGUCAGUUAACUAGCACCGCUGGGAGUACCACUUCAUCAACAACCACAACUACGGUAAAGUCUCCCAAAACUAUAGCACCCACUGUGUCCCCUAAAUGGCCCACCACCACCCCACGUCUCAGGACAAGUCUACCGAGAACUACAACCACUACUCAAAGUUCUCCAGUCAGCUGUAACAUAACCGACAGGAUGUGGGUUAAAACAGUUCUAAACGUCCACAUCCGGAGAACCCGGCUGGACAACAUUUUAAAACAGAACCUCCUGAAAGGCCUGACCCUUGCACUGGCGAAGGCUCUGAAUGACAGCAGUGUCCGUGCACAGAUUGAAAGCCUGUCUACGGUGCCCAAUGUGACCGUGGGUUAUUAUGUAACCCGUGGCGAUCUGGUCUAUACCACGUCCGUCGUGGUGGAGGCUCUGAUCUCCUACGGGCUGGACAGGCUGAUGGCAGAUAUCCGACAGUUUGUGCCCAUGGUGCAGGCGGUGCCAAUCCCGGCAACCCCCUGGAGGUCUACUCCUGCUAUUUCACUCAUGCUGAAGACAGUUUUGAGAUUUGUAGGAGUGGGAGAUGAUCUGAGGUCCUGCAGCUUUGCUCAGUUGAUGGAGAAGAGACUAGAGAAUGCUUUUGCUGAGGCUGAGGCUAAAGUUCUGAACUCUUACAGCACACUCAGUGUGGAGAUCCUGAGUGUGUCUCAGUCGUCCGGUUCUCCUGCAGUGUCCCUGAUAUAUGUGGUGCGUAACAGAACCGUGACCCUGAACGGCACCGUGGCCAGUAACCUGCUCAGCCGCCUGACUGCUGAGCUGGUGGGCUACUUCCUGUUUUACCCUCCGCUCAUCACGGCAGAGCCUUUGGAGUAUCACAACCUCAACACUUCAGUGGCUACCAAGGAAUUCUGGGUAAUCACAGUGAUUCAGGAUGUGGAGAACUCGUCUCUGGCGGGUCAGUACCAGAGCUUCGCCAGUCUGAUGGAGGAACACUUGGCGGAGCUCUUCAUGGUAGCACACCAGCAUGGUGCACGGUUUAAACGGGCCACCACGGUCGGCAGUUACACUGUUCAGAUGGUUGGCAUGAGGCGAGUGGUAGGCCCAAAGAACCCUGCUGAACUUACCUACUACGUGCAGUUGAAUGGAACGCCCCUCCCUGGUACAACUGCAGCUAAAAUCCUGAACACUGUGGACUCUCAGACCAUGGCGCUGACACUGGGAUAUUUUGUCCAGCUCCAAGCUGAAGCUGUGGUGAAGGGCCCUUCCAACAACCUCUGGAUCAUUGCUUCUGUUUUGGCUCCGAUCGGCAUCGUCACCAUCAUCAUCAUCAUCAUCACUGCUGUUCUUUGCCACAAAAACAAGAGCGACUUGAAAACCGACGGGAUUGGCAACCUAAAUCCACGGGUCAAGACGAGUUAUCGGAGAGACAUGAGUUACUAUCACCAGCCGGUUCAGGGGUUCGAUUACGCCAAGCAGCAUUUGGGUCAGCUCGGCGCCGAUGAGGACAGCGCCCCCCUCCCGCAGGCUCCGCUGCCGAUCCGGGACGCCUCUCUCUCCCUCGACAAGGUCAUCCAUUCGGACGGCACCAACUCCAAAAAAAUCCUCGGGGGUGAAAUCCGGAAAAGCAGCAGGUUGCCGAGCGAGGACGGUUCUGUGGGCAGCGUCGAAGCGGCGAGACUGGUCUCAGUACGAGGCUCCGCGGCGAAGAAAAUCACAACACAGCAAAGUCUCCGGAAGGAGGAAAGCAAGAAGAGGACUGAUCCCUAUGACACCUCGUCAGGAUCUCUACAGCUCCUCUCUGUAAAACCCAUAGCAGCUCCGCCGGCGUACUCACAACCAGCUUCUUCUGACCGCAGUCAAGAUUCGGCCGUCUUGAACGGCGAGGUGAAUAUGGCUCUGAAGCAGAAGUCAGACAUCGAGCAUUACAGGAACAAGCUGAGGCUGAAAGCGAAGAGGAAAGGCUACUACGACAUCCCAUCGGCCGAGGGCAACGCCACCUCCAAGUCUCAGAGGCAAGAAAGCGACGACGCUGAACACACCCCGGCUACCCGACCGUCCAGCAGGACGCCGGAGUACGACGACGAACGGAGCUCCACGUACGUCAAAUCUCGCAGAAGACACUCUGAGGUGAAAUACCCAGCGUAUCGGAGCAGACAGUCGUUAAACAGCCCGAGUCCCGGAGGAACCGAGAUGGACCUGCUGGUGAUGAGAGAGCGGCCCAGGAAAGGCAUCCGCAACAGCGGCUACGACACGGAGCCCGAGAUCAUCGAGGAAACCAAUGUGGAUAGCCUGGCUGCUCGUCGUCAGUUCGGCUACGGGAAGCGGGUCAAAGGUCAGUCUGAAACGUCCACACUGAGUUCGCAGCCCUCUAUCGAUGAAGUGCGUCAGCAGAUGCACCUGCUGUUAGAGGAAGCCUUCAGCCUGGCUUCUGCAGGUCACACCUCAUCCAGCAGAAGGAACCCCUACCACCAGCAGCACCAAGCGAUCAGCCCUUACAGCCCCGGGCCUUCGAUUCCCUACCCCGAGGAGGCAACUAGCGCACCUGACACCAUGAACCACGCCCAACGAGGACUGCAGUGGGUACCAGCCUAUGGCCAUGACCUCUAUCAGUGCAGCCUGGGCAAACCGACCUUCAGGUUCACUCAGCUCCCGGAGAUGGUCACGGACUCUCCUCCUCCUCCGGUUCCUCCCAGAACAGGUCCAGCACCCAGGAGCUCCUUACAGAGGUCUACUUCGGAUCUCGGCCCAAAAGCUCACGGCUCUGAAUCGUCGGUGCCAGACAUGCAGCAGAGUCAGCAGGACAGCAGCACGUACGUGCCAGUCAGCAGGGCACCACUCCCACCUGUCACCACUGAGCCUGUACCCAACCACUCAGGAAACCCGAUGACUGCUGUGUACGCCAUCCCCACCAGCAGGCCAGGCUACCCCGGCUACUUCAUCUCCACGCCUCCUUCAUCCUAUCACAGUCCUUCGUGGAUGUCGUAUCCCCCAGAGCCCGAGGACGUGUCCUCGCCGUGGACUGAAUCUGUUCCGUUGCCAGGUUACGCAGAAGCUUUCCCGAACCCGCGUUACCCUCGAGGAAGUCCUUUCCCGUGGAACCCCAGCCAGGCGGUAUCCCAUCCUCAGGCGGAACCGGAUCAGUCGUUCUCUCUGUCCAACGAACACGUUGACGUCAUCACUCCCAUCACGCUCUCCACCUCGGCUCUGGUCCAGGCCAUCCGUGAUGAGGUCGCCAAGCUGGCCAAAAAGCAAGCGGACAUGUUCGAGUUCCAGGUCUAGAGCUCCCCCUGCAGGACUGGAAGACAAACUGCACUAUCAAGCUUAGGGGCGCUGACGUUUGGUUCCAGCCAGGCGACUGAACUUCACUGGAAACUUCCAUUCCAUAGAGAAACUUAAAGGUGUAUGUGUUUUAUGAAAAGCCUGCCUGUUUAUAGAGCUUUGUCUCCUUUAAUACAAGUACACCGGCAUUAUAUUUUAGCAUCAAGUAAAGCUUUUGGAUAAAAGACAAUAUCGAAUCCAUUGCUACUUUCCUAUCUAAUUCUAAUUUCAAACAAACAGGAAUGAUGAAUGAUGAUGGUUAUGAAAAAAAAAUCAUGAACAUUAAAAUUGUUUUGUUUCUGCCAUGAACACCUUGGCUGAUCCAUAACUGCACACUCAGGUGUGACACAUGUGAUGAAGAAGAGCUACUGUUACAAUUAUAAUGUUGAUUAGUUUCCUAUAACAGCAUGUUUUUUAUUCCUUACAUUUGACAACAAUUUUACAAUUUCCCUACGUAAUAAAAAAAGAGUAAACAGAUUUAUUCCUAACAUCACGUCUUUAGCACUGACACUGGAGACUCCUUCCAUAAAUGUUAAAUAAACAUCUCCUUACAAAAACACUUUACCAUAUCAACACUAUCCAUCGUAAUCGUCAGAUGUUUCUAUAGAAAUGAUAAUGUAUCAGGAUGAGCACAUUAAUAUAUCAGAGCUGCUCUUACAGAAAACUAAUCAACACCUUCUGACCAAUCAGAAUCCAGGAUUCAGCAGCGUAUGGAUGUGUAAAUGUAGACUGUACAGUAUAUGAUGGUCAUCUUGCAGAGUUAUGCAACAGUUUGUGUUAAAUAUUUUAUACAUAUACAGUAAUAUUUAAAAUUCAUAAUCACACGCUACAUGUUUACGUUCUUUCAUCUUUUGCACUAUUUCAUUUCUCAAUCACAAGUUCACCUUUUACAUACAAACCCAAUUUUAAGGAUAAUAAAUAGCAUAAAGCUAAAGUUGCUGUUUCUUCUUUAGUUUUUAUUUUCUGUGGUUUUUGAUCUCUUUAUUAUUUCCCCCCCACAAUUUGGAAACAGGAAAUCAGUCAUAAAUGAGGUGUGUAAUUAUAUUUUUUGUUUUUCUCCAGGCCUCAAACAGUCAUCUAGCCUAAGAUGGCUGUCCUCUUUUAAUUUUAUUUUCUUCCAUUUAUUUUGAGCGCUGAUCCGUUAAUGUGCAUUUAUCCGUUUAUUCGUUUUUCCAUUUUCAUUAAGUUUAAAGAGCUUCAGUGCCAAAACAUGCAACUCGAAGCCAUUGUACCUUUACCUCUUGUAUCGACUGAAACAGACAUUUUUCAUUUUUUUGUUUUGUUUUACAUAAAUAAGAUUUGAUUAAAUGCAAUGACGGAGCAUUUGUGCAAUGUAGAUGGGAAUAAGAAAUAAAACAUUUUGAU
This is a messenger RNA of Clarias gariepinus (North African catfish), 5597 nucleotides long. RefSeq names its product KIAA1549-like b. The transcript has 22 exons. NCBI's taxonomy places the organism in Eukaryota, Metazoa, Chordata, Actinopteri, Siluriformes, Clariidae. Bases 129 to 4193 code for a protein of 1354 amino acids. The record is from RefSeq and is a predicted model, not a curated record.